CAGCCAUCGGAACACGUUGUUACUGUGAACAGAUUCGAAUCAUCUCUCUGAGAAGAAUCUUCCCCCACAUAUUUUGAGGGAGACAUCACUUCGAACUAUAUCCGGCUUGAAAUAUUACUUGCUUGCCGAAAAGCGCGCACUCAUUUUGGAAUAGGAUUUCGAGCUAUAGUCCGUUUCAUUAUGAAUUCCCUUUUCAACUCCGCUCUCAAGCAGUCAUCUGCUAUACGCCGUGAUUUAGACACAUUCUCACAAUCGCCCGCAACAUCAUCAGCAGCACUGCAAGGCCAAAUCGCAGCUUCUCUUGCCUCCUUAUCACGAACUGUCGAUGACUACUCGGCACUAUCCAAGAAGGAAUUGAUCCGUGAAAAACAAGAGAAAGCAUUCGACAGAGUUAAGAACUUCCGGUCCGAGCUGGUUGAUUACAGAGAACAAUAUGACCGGCUUCGGAAAGAACGAGAGGAUGCUCAAUCCAUGUCCAACCGCAAUGAGCUCCUUGGCCGACGACCCCAUCAUGCUGCUACACCGGAGAAUCCCUACGCGCAAUCUUCUCUUCCCAACCCCUCACCUUUUGCCCCCUCAUCGUCCAGAUCAGGCCUCAGUUUUGGUACAUCAGCAGCGGACUACGACCGAGAAACACACGCCCUGCGCGAGCAGUCUUUUUUUUCCAAUACCAACACUCAGCUAGAUGAAUUUCUUGACCGAGGGCGCGCUGUUCUUUCGGAUCUAGGACAGCAGCGGGAAGUGCUCAAGGGGACACAGCGUCGGUUGUACAGCGUUGCCAACACCCUGGGUGUGAGCGGGGAUACAAUUCGCAUGGUCGAACGGCGGGCAAAACAGGACAAGUGGAUAUUCUGGGCUGGAGUUUUGAUCUUCUUCCUGUUUUGCUGGGCAGUGUUGCACUUUUUGAGAUGAUUGUAGUCGAUCUUCUGGUUUUCUGUAUUUGGCUUGCUUUGCUCGUUUGACAAGCGCUGGCGUUUGGAUG
This is a messenger RNA of Aspergillus wentii DTO 134E9, 982 nucleotides long. RefSeq names its product golgi SNAP receptor complex member 2 family protein. Lineage: Eukaryota; Fungi; Ascomycota; Eurotiomycetes; Eurotiales; Aspergillaceae. The transcript is spliced from 4 exons. Gene Ontology annotation, cellular component: SNARE complex; Golgi apparatus; ER to Golgi transport vesicle membrane. The record is from RefSeq and is a predicted model, not a curated record. Gene Ontology annotation, molecular function: SNARE binding; SNAP receptor activity. Gene Ontology annotation, biological process: endoplasmic reticulum to Golgi vesicle-mediated transport; vesicle fusion. Bases 181 to 912 code for a protein of 243 amino acids.